Molecule: messenger RNA, 845 nt
Organism: Aureobasidium vineae
Lineage: Eukaryota; Fungi; Ascomycota; Dothideomycetes; Dothideales; Saccotheciaceae
Source: the annotation of a GenBank genome assembly
AAGCGUCUGGGGACAUGGCUACUCUGCUAUGGGGUUAUCUUCGUAUACCCUUCAUAUUCGCUUCUGGUUUGGGCAUGGUUCUUAGUAGCGGCCUUUUCUACUACCAGAAUGAACUCAUCUAUCCUCGCAACAUCCCCGCGAAUGCUCGUACCGACGUCCCAAGGCCAUCGCAGCUAGGACUUGAUGCCGAAGAACUCACUCUACCUACACCAGAUGGUGAGACUUUAAGUGCCUUUCUCGUCAAGCCAGGAAACGCCAGCAAGGCAAAGAAUGUGACUCUCCUGAUGUUUCAUGGAAAUGCUGGAAAUAUUGGCCAUCGACUUCCCAUUGCUAAGAUCUUGGCAAAUGAAAUGUAUUGCAAUGUCUUGAUGCUUCAGUAUCGAGGUUACGGCUUGUCCACUGGUAAUCCAAACGAGAAAGGCAUCGCAAUCGACUCGCAGACUGGACUCGACUACAUCCGAAGUCGAGACGAUCUCAAGAAGACCAAGAUUGUCGUUUACGGCCAAAGUCUGGGAGGUGCUGUCAGCAUUGGGCUUGCUGUCAAGAACAAGGACCAAGGUGAUAUCGCUGGCCUGAUUCUCGAGAACACUNUUUUGAGCAUCAAGAAGAUGAUUCCAAGUGUGAUCCCUGCAGCCAAGUAUUUGACACCGCUUUGCCAUCAGGUUUGGCCUAGUGAAGAAAUGCUUCCCCAGCUCACCAAUAUUCCCAUUCUGUUCUUGAGCGGGCUCCAGGAUGAGAUUGUACCGAUCUGGAAGGAGUUUCCUUACGGCGAUCAUAAUAACACUGUUACAGAGGCCGGAUACUUUCACUACAUCCAGGAUUUCGUCGAUCAGUAUAUUAUUUCA